GUUGUUAUUUAUUAUUGGUGUGAAACAUUGUUCCAAGCACAAACUGCACAAAGAGAACCAAGACAUUCUAAUGAAAUGACUCUAAACAAGACGCCAUCUAGCUAGUACACAAGGAAACCCUAAUAGUUGUCAACAAACAAAAGUUUAUAAUUCCCUUACAACCGUCAACAAACUUGAUUUUUCUGAAUCCUCCCUUGUCUUUUUCUCACUACCCUCCUUUUCUAAUAAAUCAUGCCACCUAAAGAGCCAAAAGAAGAACUUGACCUUGACCAGAAGAAGGCUCAGCUCGCGAUCAAGUUCAACAAUGCCGCGCGUCAGUUCAGUGCUCUUGCAGAAGUGCUUUCCAAGGCUGUCGCCGAAGUACCCAUCGAUGAAACAACUGUUAACAAUCUCACCGAACUUUUGAACACGGCAAUCGCGAAACCAUCGCGUAAGCGCAAGCUCAUCGCGCUUGAGACCAGUGAGAAUGGUGUUCCCGGAAAGAAGAAGCGCGAAAAGAAAGCCAAAGAUCCCAAUGCACCAAAGGGGCCUGCCUCCGCUUACAUCUUGUUCCAAAAUGAUAUUCGUUCUGCGUACAAGAAAGAACAUCCAGACAUGUCUCACAAGGAGUUGCUAAGACUCAUCGGUGACCAGUGGAAGACGUUGUCCGAAGACAAGAAAGAUUUCUACCGUGAUCAGCACGGUAGGGCCAAGAAGAAACAUGAAGUUGACCUUGCCGCCUAUAACGCCCUACAACCCGAACAGGUUCCUACAGAGGCCAAGGACAGCGGGAAGAAGAAGAAGAAAGACGAAGAAUCAGACCAUCCCGCAACGAAAGAGGUUGCAAAGGCUGCUCCCAAAACUACCAAGAAGGCUGCUGCUCCCAAGGCUGGCAAGGUGAUUCCAAAAUCUAAAGAGAUUGUUGAGAGUUCGGGAUCUGAGGUAGAAGAUGCGUCAGAAGUAGAAGCCUCGGAUGCAGAGUCGUCAGACGAUGAACCAGCCCCGAAAGCCAACGCCAAGGCGACCACAGAUGAAGACUCCGAGUCCGAUUCUGAAGUCGAAAGCUCUUCCGAGGAAGAGGUUCCUCCUCCGCCUCCCACAAAGAAGUCCAGAAAAUGAUGUCAAGGUUUAUUGAGAGUUCCCCGCUGUGAAUCGGUUCCACGUUGCUAUCUUCGAUCUUCUUCGUAUGAUAUAUAUACUCUACUAUUUUAUCGUCAGCAAGCAUAUAUAUGGCUUAUUGAUUCUUCCAAUACUAUACAUACUAUUUUUCAAUGACUGGUCCAGUGCCAGUAGGGAUUACGUAUAAACACAGCAAUGUCACCCAUUACGUGUGACUAGGAGA
Suillus bovinus is the source of this 1321-nucleotide messenger RNA. RefSeq lists its product as uncharacterized. Lineage: Eukaryota; Fungi; Basidiomycota; Agaricomycetes; Boletales; Suillaceae. The transcript is spliced from 5 exons. The record is from RefSeq and is a predicted model, not a curated record. Bases 232 to 1098 code for a protein of 288 amino acids.